Messenger RNA from Lottia gigantea (owl limpet), 534 nucleotides. RefSeq lists its product as hypothetical. Lineage: Eukaryota; Metazoa; Mollusca; Gastropoda; Lottiidae. The coding region runs from base 1 to 534 and encodes 177 amino acids. The transcript is spliced from 2 exons. The record is from RefSeq and is a predicted model, not a curated record.
AUGAUGAGAGAUUUUGCAAGACAAAAUCUACAUUUGGACGCGUCCAGAAAUGAUGAACCAAGCUCUGGAGAUCCAGCAACACGACAUGUGAAUGUUAUACGUAGUGAAAAGUCACCCGUUUUGACUAAUGGUUCAUUACGUCUACUGCAGUCUGCGGAAACGGAAACAGAAACGUCUGAGAAUGUUCCAGUCGGAUCUGAUGACGACCUGGUGAAGAAAUUAAGACAAAAGAAUCUAUAUUUAGAUUUAUCGCAGUAUGUAAUACCGAAAAAACCUGCUGUGGAUUUCUCCAAAUACGUCAUCAACAGACCUGAGGUUCACGGUGAUUCCAUUGACAUUAAAGAUGAAUCCAAAGACGUUAUGAAAGUUCCGGAUGUUCAUUCAAAUAUCACAGAAGGGAAUGGAAACAUAAAACAAAAGAAACCAUCAAGAUUUCAAAGAUUAAGACGAAGUUUACAAGAUUUAAAGAAAAGAGUAACUCGACCUUUUACACUUUUAACAGGCUGUUUCAACUCUAAACAAAACAGAGAAUAA